This is a messenger RNA of Calypte anna (Anna's hummingbird), 921 nucleotides long. RefSeq names its product angiopoietin-related protein 7. The annotation marks the transcript as partial. The record is from RefSeq and is a predicted model, not a curated record. NCBI's taxonomy places the organism in Eukaryota, Metazoa, Chordata, Aves, Apodiformes, Trochilidae. The transcript is spliced from 5 exons.
CAGGAGGAGGCAGCGGGUCGGAACCACAGCCUGACCCAACGUGUGGAGGACCUGGAGCACCGGUACAGCGAGGCCAGCACCCUGCAGCACAUCCAGGCCACCCUGCUCUAUGACAUGCAGGCCCAGAUAAACAACAUCUCUGUCCUGGCUGACUGGGCCUGGAAGAACCCCCCUUGCCUUGGCCCCGCCGAGAUGAGGCUGCAGGAGGAGAUGCAGCAGCCAGAGGUGAAGCAGACCAGGAACUGCCCCAUUGACUGUGCUUCUGUCUACUACAACGGGCUGAGGCGCUCUGGGAUCUACAGCAUCAUGCCCUCGGUGGGAGGAACCCCCCUGGAGGUCCUCUGUGAGAUGGACACUGAAGGUGGGGGCUGGACAGUCAUCCAGAGGCGUCAAGAUGGUUCUGUUGACUUCAACCGGACCUGGAAGGAGUACAAGGAGGGUUUUGGGGACCUCAACGGGGAGUUCUGGUUGGGCAACGAGAACAUCCACAAGAUGACAAGCCAAGGGGACUACUCCCUGCGCAUCGACCUGGAGGACUGGAACAGCAAGCACAAGCAUGCCUUCUACCAGGUCUUCAGCAUCGAGGACGAGGCCAACGAGUACCGGCUGCACGUGGAUGGGUUCAGUGGGACCGUGGAGGAUUCCUUUGCCUGGUACCACAACAAGAGGAGCUUCAGCACUCCAGACUCGGGGAACAUCUGUGCUGAGAUCUCCCAUGGAGGUUGGUGGUACCACCAGUGCUUCUUCUCCAACCUCAACGGGGUUUACUACAAGGGAGGCAGAUAUUCCAUCAAAAACCGCAAGGUUCUGGGUCCUGAUGGGAUCGUGUGGUAUUCCUGGAAGGACACAGACUAUUACUCCUUGAGGAAGGUGCUGAUGAUGAUCCGGCCCCGUACUUUCCGGCCCCACGUCUCCCCAUGA